Dentiscutata erythropus is the source of this 236-nucleotide messenger RNA. The record is from the annotation of a GenBank genome assembly. NCBI's taxonomy places the organism in Eukaryota, Fungi, Glomeromycota, Glomeromycetes, Diversisporales, Gigasporaceae.
AUGUCAACUGAAUCACAUUCUCAAGAUGAAUAUGAAGAACAUGAGCAGUACUAUGGUGAAUUUUACUCAGGUGAUUUGCAUCUGGACCAAGAUGAACUGUACCUAAAUGAAUUAAUUCAAGAUGAAUCUUAUCAAGAUAAAUCUUGUCAAGAUGAACCACAACAAGAUGAAUCCUUCCCAAUUGAAUCAUCAACCCAAGCAGGACCAACUAGUGAUGAAACUUCUUCAAAUGAAGG